AUGGUGAUGUCUGUUGUGAAACGCGAUUAUAUUGCUCAUUGGUGUUUACAUGUUGCUGCUCUCGCGAGAUUAAAAUCAAAUGCAUCUAAACAAUGUCUAAAUACUUCUAUAAGAGAUAUCAAUGUUCUGAGUGCAAUCGGUGCGCGUUUUGCCGGUAUUGGUCAUCAAGGCCUCGUAAAGCUCUAUGCUAUAUUGAACGUACCACUUCCAAUUGAUGAAGAUCAUUUCUCUGAUACCCUCGAUUAUUUAAUUCCAACAUUUGAAUCAUACAAGCUUCGGUCAAUGAAAACUGCUGUCGAAGAAGCUUGUAAGAAAUCAAAUGGACGUGAAAUUACUGUUAGUGGCGAUGGUACUUGA
Messenger RNA from Rotaria socialis, 357 nucleotides. The record is from the annotation of a GenBank genome assembly. NCBI's taxonomy places the organism in Eukaryota, Metazoa, Rotifera, Eurotatoria, Philodinida, Philodinidae.